UACGGAGACCAAUCUGAGGUGUAUGACAGAAACGGAAUGGAUUACGGAGUGCAAUCUGAGGGAGAUUUCCAGUACGAAAACGAGUACGGGGCACAAUCUGAAGGAGACGAGGAGGACGUAUUUGACGACGGCCAGCAAACCGAUGCAUACGAACAGAACGUAAACGACGGUGAGGAACAAUCUGAAGGAGACAAUCAAGAUAAAAAUGAAGACGGAGAAGAACAAUCAGAGGGAGAUAACCAGAACGAAUACGGGGACGGGGAUCGAUGA
Messenger RNA from Echinostoma caproni, 270 nucleotides. Lineage: Eukaryota; Metazoa; Platyhelminthes; Trematoda; Plagiorchiida; Echinostomatidae. The record is from the annotation of a GenBank genome assembly.